AUUCAACAUCUUGUGUUCCUCUGAUUCUCUCUGCAGAUUAAUAUUACUCACAUUUUUCAAUGGGAAUAGAUAACCAGACACAAGUGAGAGAAUUUAUUCUCCUCGGCCUGUCUAGUGACCGGGACACUCAGGUCUCCCUUUUUGUCCUAUUCUUGAUAACAUACCUCAUGACAGUGCUGGGGAACUCUCUCAUUAUUCUUCUGAUCAGACUGGACAGCCGACUCCACACUCCCAUGUAUUUCUUUCUCACCAACCUCUCCCUUGUUGAUGUUUCCUAUGCCACAAGCAUCGUCCCUCAGAUGCUCGUGCAUUUUCUAGCAAAACAGAAAGUCAUCCCACUCCUGAGCUGUGCAGCCCAAUUAUUUUUCUCCCUGGGAUUGGGUGGGAUUGAGUUUGUUCUCCUGGCGGUGAUGGCCUAUGACCGCUAUGUGGCCGUGUGUGACCCCCUGCGAUACUCGGCCAUCAUGAGUGGAGGGCUGUGUACUAGGUUGGCCAUCACAUCCUGGGUCAGUGGCUCCAUCAACUCUCUCAUGCAGACUGGCAUCACCUUUCAGCUGCCCAUGUGCAGUAACAAGAUUAUUGAUCACAUAUCCUGUGAACUGCUAGCUGUGGUCAGGCUGGCUUGUGUGGACACCUCCUCCAAUGAGGUCGCCAUCAUGGUCUCCAGCAUUGUGCUUCUGAUGACACCCUUCUGCCUGGUUCUUUUGUCCUAUAUCCGGAUCAUCUCUACCAUUUUAAAGAUCCAGUCGUCAGAGGGAAGGAAGAAAGCCUUUCACACAUGUGCCUCUCACCUCACGGUGGUUGCCCUGUGCUACGGCAUGACCAUUUUCACUUAUAUCCAGCCCCGCUCCGGUCCUUCUGUCCUUCAGGAGAAGCUGAUUUCUGUCUUUUAUGCUAUUGUUAUGCCCAUGUUGAACCCCAUGAUUUAUAGUGUAAGGAAUAAGGAGGUGAAGGGCGCCUGGCAGAAACUAUUAGGGAAAAUCUCUGGGUUAACAUCCAGACUGACAGCUUCAUGAGUCAUGAACAUCAUGUAGGGGAAGGAACUUUGCCACAGUGUUCUCCCUGCAACUCAGAUGUGACAGGCUGAACUGCAUUGCCCU
Molecule: messenger RNA, 1100 nt
Organism: Otolemur garnettii (small-eared galago)
Lineage: Eukaryota; Metazoa; Chordata; Mammalia; Primates; Galagidae
Product: olfactory receptor-like protein OLF3
Exons: 1
Coding region: 60-1016 (318 amino acids)
Biological process (GO): G protein-coupled receptor signaling pathway
Cellular component (GO): membrane
Molecular function (GO): olfactory receptor activity; G protein-coupled receptor activity
Source: RefSeq, a predicted model, not a curated record